CAAAGUUUGGGUACGUGAAUGGUCGAGUCUCGAAAUAUUUGACGCGCGCGACAAAUUAAGAUAAUUUGCGUCUCAAUCAAUUAGCUUAGUUAUUCAAAUAAUUUUAAUUCUUGUUUGUCGUGAGUGAUUAUGAAGAAUAUUUGGUAACUGUAGGAUUGUCACUUUGAAUUUUCAAUGAUUUAUUUGAAAGAGUUUGAAAGGAUGAUAAAACCAUCCAGAAAGAAAUCAUUUUAGCCAACAAAUAAGAUCAAUAAAUUUCUAGCAAUGUGGAUUUUUGUGUGUUACUGCUAUUUCUAUUUUUUGCUGCAUCAAGUAGACAGCUUUUGUGGCUCAAUAUCUGUGUUUGAUUAUGUCUGUACAACAUUUAACAGUACUAUUAUUGUAUUAUCUGCAAAACCAUGUGUUUCAAAAUCAUUUGUUUCAUUUACAAUUAUGAGGACUGGUUCUUCUUCGUUUUUUUAUAAUAUAAAGACAGAUAAAAAUAUAGAUCCUGUUAGAAUAGGAAAUAGCUCAACUGCAAUAUUGCUUGAAAUGCAAUCUCUCUCUUCUGAUAUUGUGUAUAAAGAUAGAUUGCAUGUAAAGAUUCGAGCUGUAUUACUAGACAAGAUUGGUAAGAGAAUUUCCACUGAUUUUGAAAACAUUUUUGAAGCUUACAUUCCUAUGCAUCCUUCAAAAUGCCAAGAAAGUAUGCUUGGAGACAACUUAGAUAAAACGGAAGGAACAAUAAAGUUAGAUCAAGGAUUUGUUAGCCAAACCUUUUGUGAAAAGUCAAUGCGCUUAGGUGAUUUUUCUACACUAUGUUACCAUUCUUCAAAAGGAAUUUUUCUAGUGGUUCUUGACAUUUGCUCAGUUCCUUAUAGUGUCAACGUUUUGGCUAUUAAUACUCUGCACCAUGUUGAGAUUAUGAAAACUUUCACUACAAAGAAAGAUGUGUUGAUACCUAUGAAAGCUUCUGGUGGGAUUGGAGGGGAUGAGUGUGGUGUUAAACUAACCAUGUUUCACAGCCAUGGAUUUUCUCAUGAAAAGCAACAUACAGUGCUUACUUAUAGCUGUAAAAAUCAACCUACUAAAGCUGUUAAUAUUAUUGAUGAUUCAUACUAUACUACUUAUGGUCUUAUAUGUCCAGAGUCAGAAUGCACCAAAUUAGAUGUUAAUAAACAGAAUUGUACUGUUAAUGUCACGUCAAAUGAAAAAGCUGUUAGGAUGACAGCUGAAAUAACAUUGAAUAAAUGCUAUCAUUCUAAAACUUCAGCUCAUCUGAACAUACAGGUUGAAGGCUAUAAAACUUUUUCAGCCGAUUUGGAAUGGAGUAAUCACUUUACAAUUCGUCAAAAUGCCAAUAGGGCUGUUUUUGAUUUAGGUCAAAAUGUCCAAGUUCAAAAUGGUUCUUUACCCAUCAGUGGUGGAGAAAUAAGUUUGUAUGUAAAAGAAGAUUUAUCAAUGUUAGCAUUUCAUGUUGUGGUUCUUCGGCAUUAUCCGGAAUAUACUGAUGCAUUUCCACUAGUAAGAAGUAUCUUUUCGUAUAAUGGAGGUGAACUUUGUACAAAACCCCCUAGCACUAUCUUAAUAAAAACAUUGGUGCCUAUCGUUUGUAUUCUAUUUGUUUUAUUCGUUGUUGUCGCUGUUUUCUUCAUUAGAAGACGAUUAAAACAAAGUUAUAAUAAAAAUGGCGAUGGUCUCCCUUAUCAGAUAGAGUUAGGCGACGAUGAUGACUUUGAAGGAUAUGAAACAAGUUAAUCAUUUUGUGUUGUUUUUUUUGUGUGUUUAAAGUGAAGCCUUUGUAAUAUUUAAUAUUUAUCUAUUUUUAUUUACAAGUAUUUAUAUAAGUA
Messenger RNA from Hydra vulgaris (swiftwater hydra), 1829 nucleotides. RefSeq lists its product as uncharacterized. The record is from RefSeq and is a predicted model, not a curated record. Lineage: Eukaryota; Metazoa; Cnidaria; Hydrozoa; Anthoathecata; Hydridae.